UCGCUGACGCCAAUUUUGUUUUAGUUUUUGUUUGCUCGGCGCCCGAAGCUUUCCGCCAUGAGCCUAUCGGUUAGCCGUGCGCGAGCCUAACCGCGCCGUCUUAAGUCGUCUGCUAGCUUUUGCCAAUAUGUACGGGAACUUUUACCUUUUACCAGCGUUAUAACUCGCAGCUAUGGCCCUUCCGCCCAACUACCGACAAGCGCAGAUCGCCGCGGCGACCCCGCCUGCCCCUCAAAGGCCACGGGCGCAAGGCACAACUUCGAAUUCAAGCUCGCCGAUGCCUUCUUCCGCCAACAGCAGCCCUUUCGUGCCAUCCCCACAUGGGCACCCAUCAUUCAAUCCACUCAAGUUGGGAUCACGUGGCGUUGGAGGCGCCGAAAGUCGUGUGCCCAAACCACCAAAGCCACCUGACAAACCCUUGAUGCCUUACAUGAGGUACAGUAGAAAGGUAAGAAAAAUGGUGUGGGAUCAGGUGAAGGCUACAAACCCUGACCUGAAGUUGUGGGAAAUCGGCAAAAUAAUCGGUCAGAUGUGGAGAGAACUGCCAGACGAGGCAAAGCAGGAAUACGUCGAUGAUUACGAAACUGAGAAGAUGGAGUACAAUGAGGCACUCAAGUCUUAUCACAGCUCCCCUGCAUACCAGGCAUGGGUGGCAGCCAAGGUGAGGGCCCAGCAAGCUGCCGAAGAAAGGGAGGCCCUUGAAAGGAGUCCGUCGGUUGUAAGUUCGUCCCUCAUGAGUUCCCAAAAAAGUGAUGGCAAGGUUAGCAUACAGCCGGCAGAAGACGAAGAUGGGAUAGGCUCUGGCUCGAUGAGCAAUAGCAUUUACCUAUUGGAAGUCAAGGGUUUGAGUGAUAUCGAUGAGUUCUCUGUGAAGCACAUAGCAGCAUCUCGGUACAUGCGGAAUCACAGGUUGAUCAACGAAAUCUUCAGUGAUGCUGUAGUGCCUGAUGUGAGGUCGGUUGUCACAACAGCACGGAUGAGUGUUCUUAAGCGUCAGGUGCAAUCCCUCACUAUGCACCAGGAAAAAUUGGAAGCUGAACUGCAACAGAUUGAAGAAAAAUUUGAAGCCAAAAAGCGAAAGUUCCUUGACGCCAGUGAGCUGUUUCAGGCAGACCUGAAAAAGCGUUGUGGAAAGACGGUCGACACGGAGACGUACCAGAAGAUGGUGGAGCGCGCUCUGGAGCAACUCAAGAAGGACAAUGCAGCCAAGGAGGAGCAGCGUGGCAACGGCGACAGCAAACCUAAGGAAGGCGAAGAGGGAACAGACGGUGGUGCGGCGGGCUCGCCCGAAGACGAAGGAGGUGUCGCCAAAGAGGGGAGCAGCCUGCCCGAGCCCAUGGACACGUCGUCGUCUCCCCCCUGCGCCCCCACAGGGGGGCAGCAGCAAACGGAAGCUUCGGCUGUGCCCAAGGAAGAAGAGGACAAUGAUGACGAAGAAAGAGGCAGCGGCAGCCACAGUGGUCCUCCUCCUGCCACCAACCAAGAAUCUCCCACUGAGGACACGCAGCAACAAGCGAGCAGUGGGGCAACCACAGCACCCUCCCAACAGCAGCAGCAGCAACAGCAGCCUCCCGCAACCCCCAUGGAAUGCGAGGACACUGCAGAAAGUCAAGACUCUCAGGAAAGGAGCGAUGGGGCUUUUUCGGACCAAGAAAGCAAGGAUGCAUCAGGUCGUGCUCCUGAAGUUAGCACGAGGCCGAGUGAAAUUCCCAGGAUAGCCAUGGAAUCACUCAAUCAGGCGACACAAGAAAUGAGUGGACCUCAGUAGACCUCAUGUCUGUUAUACCAUCAGCAAUUUUUUUUUUUUUUAUUCAAGUGUUUGUAAGCUAUUUUUGCCAUGCUGCACUUUGGUGCCAGAAGUUUUAUAUAUUUUUGAAAGCCUUUUUGUACGACACAUAUGCACUGAUCAUCGAUGAGGAGCAGCUUCUAGAUUCAUUUGCAUGAGGCAUCGCGAUUAAUGUACAGUAUGACAUGAUGCAGCUGCUGUGCAAGCAUUUUUAUAUAGCGUGAUAACUGCAAAAGCAUGCUUUUUAUCACUUUUUUUUUUUAAUUUUUGCCCUCCCCACCUUAUCUGGCGAGCUGUUCCUAAUACAGGGGAGGGCAUGGUGAAGCAGGUAGCAAGAUUGUGCAUUUUCUCGAGACCGUGUCAGAAGUCACAUGAACUGGAUAAAGAAGCGUAGCAUGUUGUAGAUAUCAUUGUAGUCGCUCGUGACAGUUGCAUAUUCAAUAAAAAAAAAAAGAACUACCUGUGGCAAUCCA
Rhipicephalus sanguineus (brown dog tick) is the source of this 2259-nucleotide messenger RNA. Its product is annotated as SWI/SNF-related matrix-associated actin-dependent regulator of chromatin subfamily E member 1. Bases 173 to 1768 code for a protein of 531 amino acids. Gene Ontology annotation, cellular component: SWI/SNF complex. Gene Ontology annotation, biological process: negative regulation of DNA-templated transcription. NCBI's taxonomy places the organism in Eukaryota, Metazoa, Arthropoda, Arachnida, Ixodida, Ixodidae. Gene Ontology annotation, molecular function: nuclear receptor binding; nucleosomal DNA binding. The transcript is spliced from 13 exons. The record is from RefSeq and is a predicted model, not a curated record.